AUGCCCAAAGUCCAUCCCAACGGGACACCACUGACGUCCAUCAUGGAAUCCCUUGAGGACGCCAACAACAAUUUGAUUUCGGUACUCAGCAUGAACUUGCUGGCUCCUCUCUAUGUACGACCCAUUGACAAGAGAACGGGACAAGUCCAACCCUUUGCCGCCUUUGAAUGGGUCCAAGACGAUGCCAUUUUGGAAUGGGAUAGUCGGAAACUACGGCUGUUGGAGUAUAUGGUGGCUAGCCAAGCAGAGGUAAUUUGUUUGCAAGAAUUGCAAUUGGAACGACAGGAGAAAGGAGAAGGAGACAAAAGUGAGUCAACCGACGUACUGCCACUCGUUUUGCCAGAAUGGAUCCAGCCCAUGAUUGAUAAGUAUGGAUACACGGCGAUAUUGCCAUCCCAAGAUUCCUUGGAUCACAUUGCCAGUCGCAACCUGCGUGUAUUGGGAUCCGAUUCGGCAGUCACCAAUGCCAUUUUGGUAAAAAAGGAUCAAUGGAAGGUGCUGGAGGAACCAGCGGAAGAAGAUGCGGAACCGAUAACCAAAAAGAAUAAGAAAAAUAACAACAGUAAGGGUAUGCAGAGAAUACAGAGCGCCAAGAACAGCAAUACCAUGGUCUCGGUAUGUUUGGAACCUGCCACCAAAAGUGAGGCAAUCAAUACUGCUGAUCCUGUUGUCAUUUCAUGUGUGCAUCUGGAUGCUACUGAUGAGCGCAAGCGAGUUCUACAACUCACCAAAUGCUUGGAACGAUCCCGCACUCUACUGGAUCACAAUCAGAAUAAAGAAAAUGAUGCUGUUUCAACAACCGCAGUCAUUCGGCCGGUGCGGGCAAUCAUUGCUGGGGACAUGAAUGCAGAAUUUGUUCCAGGUUCGUGCAUGGUGGCUACCUUGAAGGAGUACCAACAAAAGAAGAAACGCCAAAUGUCGCAAGAGGCCACAGAAUCCGACGAAGCCAUGGCAGAAGUGGCUGCUUGUACUGAAGCCCUCCGAUUAACUUGCGCCGAACCACCCAACAAGGAACAACUACAAGACUGGAGACAGCUGCGAAAGGAAGCUUAUGAUUUAGUACAAGAUCAUUGUGUCUUUUUAGAUCGGGUUCCAACGGGGCCCACUCGGUGUGCCUAUGAACACACGUCCUCCUCAAACAGCACUGCAGAUGCUACCACACAAAGGAAAAUGCAAUCUUGGAAGCUAGAUCACUUGCUGUAUACUUGCAGUGACGACGAGGAUGAUAAAAACGAUAGUAAGACGGGGAUUGGAGGAGUGCGCCCAAUAGCCUAUUGGGCUACACUGGAAGCGGAUUCCACCUCGUGUCAAAGUGGGCUGCCCAGUGCUACUUGUCCAUCGGACCACUUGCCCAUUGCAGCAGUCUUUGAAAUCCCUUCCAGACAAGCCCCCACUGCAAAGGAGAAUGAAGCAUCGGUGGCUUUCGUACAAAAGGUACAAGGCUUCGAGAAGCGACACAAGGAAGUCGUGGAACAAGCCAAAGCAGAACUGAAAGCAAAGGAGACCGAAUUGCAACAAAAGGAGCUAGAAAAGCAGAAAGAAGCUGCCAACAAAGAGGAUCUUGCACCGGUCGAUAACAAUUCGACACAAGGAAAGAAAAAGAAAAAGGGCAAUCAGAAACGAGCAGGACCCCCAUCGACUGAAAUGAUGGAACUGAAAAGGGAAUUCCGCAGCCGUCUCAAAGCCUUUCAAAAGAACCAAGCCCAAGAGCGAGAAGAGUUGCUGCGGGUCAUAGGGAAUCGUGAAAAGCUAUUGCUUCAGGCACAUUACGGAAUCCCAUGGCGAAAGUGGCUAGAGCAAGGGCCACCAUGA
Messenger RNA from Cylindrotheca closterium, 1812 nucleotides. The record is from the annotation of a GenBank genome assembly. NCBI's taxonomy places the organism in Eukaryota, Bacillariophyta, Bacillariophyceae, Bacillariales, Bacillariaceae.